CUGAUUGGCUCGUCCAUAAAUUAGUCUCGCCUUUAUUAAAAUUGAGGAUAUUUCGAUGAGACAUAGCUUUUAACGCAUGAGUCCUGUCUGAACUCAAGAAAUAGUCAUUUGUUCACUGAUUAUCAGUAACGCUUAAAACUGCUAACUCCACAGAGUCGCUACUAACAGAACAGUAGUCAUGAUCAUGUACAAUGUCAGCGAUUGUCGAAGAGUAGCUAUAUCGAUUAUCCGUCAUAUAUGAACAUCCAGGUAUUUUCAGAUAACUGUUUUGAUUAAUCAAUUUACGAAAAAAUGUCGUUGCUUAUUCUACUCUUUCUGAUGAUACCAAUUAGUAACCAGUCAGCAUUAACGCAGAUCCUGGUAACUUCAGAUUUAAUUGAUUCUCCAUUAGUAGUUUACUCACAAAUUAUUUCUAAUUUCAAUAUUCACAUUUUCAGAAUCUUAUAUACACCUCAACCACUUUUGUACUUGCUUUAGCUUCUCAUCAUUGACCGAAUACAGUGAAGACUAUAGUUCGUAAAAUUUGACCUAGUUGAUCAAUACAGAUGGAUCUGAUUUGUGAUGUAUUACGCAUAAAAUUAAGAGGAAAUCAACAUCGCCUUCUGUAUUUUGAUAAAGAGUUGAAAUAUUUGCAGGACCUUAUCACAUCCACAGUUUCAAAAGGUGAAAGUAGCUCUAUAUUGAUAAUUGGUAGAAGAGGUGUUGGUAAACAUCAUGUAAUUUUAUGUAGUAUGUAUAUUUUAUGGCUUUAGCUAAUCAAAGAAGCAAUAAAGAAAGCAAAAGAAAACUCAAAUAUUGGCUCUGGGAUUUCUGAAGUUUACUUGAACGGUUUAAUUCAUACAGACGACCGUUCUGCUAUGAAAUCACUAGCUAAACAACUACAUAAUGAAGCCCUAUUAAAUAAUCUAGUCCAAUCAGACUUUAAUCCAACUUCUGAUUUUCACAACAGUAUGAAAAAUUUGCCUUUUUCUCAACAGCUCAAUUUAUUCUUAAAUGAGGUCCGUCAAAAUCAUGGAACUCGAAAAGCUGUUCUAAUUGUCCUGAGUGAAUUUGAUCUUUUUGCUUUACAUCAUAAUCAGUUGUUGUUGUACAAUUUAUUCGAUUGUUGUCAAUCUCCUGAAUCUCGUAUUUGUAUCAUUGGACUAACAUGCCGUUUAGAUGUUAUGGAAUUAUUAGAAAAACGAGUUAAAUCAAGAUUCUCGCACCGUCAAAUUUAUCUUACAUCGCCUGGAGCACCAAUUGAGAAUACUGAUUCUUAUGCAUCUGACAACAACGACAGUAACAAUAAUUCACGAUCUGAACCAUUUAAACGAUUUUGUGAAAUUUGUAAACAUUUGUUAAGUGUUGAUAUUCAUGAUUUACCACCACAAUUAUCACCAUUAUUGUGUAAAUCCAACUCUAAAGAGUAUCAUGAAUUAGAGUUGUCAAUUAAAUCGUGGAAUCAUCAUAUUACAAAAUUAAUGGUUGAUGAAAUUGUAAUUGAUUCGUUAAGACAAGCAUGGUCUAUUUCAGUGAGCAUUAAACGUUUGGUCAAUUUGUUGAUUCCAAUAGUUGCUUCACUUGGACCUGAACACGAUCGUAUUGAACCAGUGCAAUUUAUAGAAUCUUUAUGUACAUUACAACAAGAUUCAAAGCUCACUUCACUGAAGGGUUGUUCCGUAUUGGAGCUAUUUUUAAUUACUGCCAUGGUCAAACUUCAAGAUAUGAAUGAUGGGAAACCGGUUAACUUUGAGAGUUUGUAUUCUGAAUACUUAAAGUUUUGUCGUUCCAAUUGUCCUGGUCAUUUAUACGAUAAACCGGUUGUUAUGAAAGCAUUAGACAAUCUAAUUGACUUUGAACUGAUUAUAUCUGGUAAAGCUGCAAUCACUGCAUCCACUGGUCUAUCAACCACUGGAUCCAACAAUAAGGCCAUUUGGAGUUCAUCAUCUACUUUACCAAAUUAUCGUCCAUUAUUUUGUUAUGUAGACAGUGAUAUUCUCACCGCUUGUUUAGAUACUUAUCCGAAUUGUCCAGUUGAAUUGCGAUAUUGGAUACAUUCAAGGACGUUUUGAUUAAUUUCUGUUAUUUUCCACGUCUUUUUUCCGAAAAAUAUUUACAUUACAUUAGAGUGUAAUAUUAUGUGCAAUUGUACAAAAUCCAUUCAACAGUGUUUGUUUAUUUCUAUUCAAUUGUCAAUCUUCUGUGAAUAAAACCAUCAGAAAGUUUCG
This is a messenger RNA of Schistosoma guineensis, 2207 nucleotides long. Lineage: Eukaryota; Metazoa; Platyhelminthes; Trematoda; Strigeidida; Schistosomatidae. The record is from the annotation of a GenBank genome assembly.